Molecule: messenger RNA, 1464 nt
Organism: Chanos chanos (milkfish)
Lineage: Eukaryota; Metazoa; Chordata; Actinopteri; Gonorynchiformes; Chanidae
Gene: gtf2a1l
Product: general transcription factor IIA, 1-like
Exons: 9
Coding region: 1-1464 (487 amino acids)
Biological process (GO): transcription by RNA polymerase II; transcription initiation at RNA polymerase II promoter
Cellular component (GO): transcription factor TFIIA complex
Source: RefSeq, a predicted model, not a curated record
AUGUUAUCGAAUUCAGGCGCGUUGCCUAAACUCUACCUCUCAAUCAUUGAUGAUGUAAUUGAGAGUAUACGAGAGCUGUUUCUGGAUGAAGGAGUGGAGGAGCGAGUGUUGGACGAACUGAGACAGAUGUGGGAAACUAAGGUCAUGCAGUCUAAAGCAGUAGAGGGCCUCAUGAAAGACACCAUCAAUCCAUCUAAUUUUGUCCUGCAGCUUCCCGCAAGCUAUUCUCAAACUCUUCAUAAACCCACAGGCUCAAUUGUUAUUCCAUCAGGGCAGAAUGUGCAGAAUUUCACUACUAAAGCAAGUUGUGCUGGCACACUUGCUACCUUUUCCCUUCCUCCUGGAGUAAACUACCCUGUUCAGAUCCCCGCAGGAGUCACUCUUCAGACAGCUUCAGGCCAUUUCUACAAGGUGAAUGUGCCUGUGAUGGUCACCCAAGCUCCAGGCGGUCACCGCCAUCUCUCUCAGCCCAUUCAGCCCCUCAUGGAGCAGAGGAAGCCCCCAGUUCCUCAGCAAGCUGUUCCCCCUCCUGUCCUUCAGACAGUGUCAGCUCCAGUGAGUGAUCUCUGUCCUCCUCCAAUGCUCUCCUCAAGACCUGUGUCCCAAGCAUCUGAACUACCAGUAUCCAACCAGCCUCAGAACCAGCUCCCUCAACAGGCUCAAGCCAUCAUGGAUCAAAGCUCUCAGUCCGCACUCACUGCACUUUCACAGCCUUCUGUUAACCCAGAGCUCAUUGGUCCACCUCCUGACAGUCCCAGUGAGUUCACUCUAGAAGGAAUAGAGUUCAGUCCACAGGCACUGAACAUGAGCUUGUCCUCUGUCUUCACGCCUCAGAUGGUUAGCCUGCGGGCAAAUCAGUCGGAUCAGACACCACUACUGGACACUGAGUUUAGAAACAUAGAGACAGAGGGAGCCGUACGAGAGGAGGAACAGAAGGUCAUGCCUAGUAUGGGUCAUAGCAUGACUCUGGCAAACAUGGAGAAUGCACCCGAUGGCUCUGUCAAGCUAGACAUGGAACUUUUGAGGGACUACAAUUUCAACGAGCUGGCUGACAUAGCGCAGCUGGAUGGGGCAUGUGAUAGCAGCUCUGAUGGAGAAGGAGAAGGGGUGGAAGAUCUGGGGGUGGUUGGAGAAAACGAGUUUCUAGGAAUGAUCAACGCUGAGGCCCUGAGAGCACUGGCUGAGGGAGAAGGCAGUAGUGAUGAUGCUGGCAGCUCUGUUAGUGCUGGUGAUGAACCCGAUGACAACGUGGAAGAAGAAGAAGAGGAUCCUCUGAACUCAGGAGAUGACGUGAGUGAACAGGAUAUUCCAGAGAUCUUUGACACAGACAAUGUCAUUGUUUGUCAGUAUGACAAGAUUCAUCGCAGUAAAAAUCGAUGGAAGUUCUACUUGAAGGACGGGGUGAUGUGCUAUGGUGGUAAAGACUACGUUUUCUCAAAGGCCGUCGGGGAGGCAGAGUGGUGA